Molecule: messenger RNA, 1095 nt
Organism: Panicum virgatum (switchgrass)
Lineage: Eukaryota; Viridiplantae; Streptophyta; Magnoliopsida; Poales; Poaceae
Product: aspartate--tRNA ligase 2, cytoplasmic-like
Exons: 4
Coding region: 34-708 (224 amino acids)
Biological process (GO): aspartyl-tRNA aminoacylation
Cellular component (GO): aminoacyl-tRNA synthetase multienzyme complex; cytoplasm; cytosol
Molecular function (GO): aspartate-tRNA ligase activity; RNA binding; ATP binding
Source: RefSeq, a predicted model, not a curated record
CCGGUUUCCUAAACCUUCCCCGCCGUCGCCACAAUGUCGUCGGAGCCUCCGCCCUCCGCUUCCCCCUCCGCUGCGGCCGAUGAGCUCGCGGCCGACCUCUCAGCCUCCGCCACCCUCAGCAAGAAGCAGCAGAAGAAGGACGCCAGGAAGGCGGAGAAGGCCGAGAAGGCGGCGCAGCGCCAGCAGCAGCAGCAGACGGCCGGCGCCGCCGCCGAGGAGGACCCCUUCGCGGACAACUACGGCGACGUACCGGUCGAGGAUGUCCAGUCCAAGGCCGUCUCCGGCCGCUGCUGGACCAAGGUCGGCGACCUCGACGAGGGCGCCGCGGGGCGCGCCGUGCUCGUCCGCGGGGCCGCGCAGGCGAUCCGCCCCGUCAGCAAGAAGAUGGCCUUCGUCGUCCUGCGUCAGACCAUAAGCACCGUGCAGUGCGUGCUCGUCGCCAGCGCCGACGCGGGCGUCAGCACGCAGAUGGUGAGGUUCGCCACCGCACUCAGCAAGGAGUCCAUCGUCGACGGCGAGGGCGUUGCCUCGCUGCCAAAGGAGCCACUCAAGGCCACCACGCAGCAGGUGGAGAUUCAAGUGAGGAAGAUCUAUUGCAUCAAUAGGGCGACACCAACCCUUCCAAUUAACCUCGAGGAUGCCGCCCGGGGUGAGGCAGAAUUUGAAAAAGCUGAACAACUUGGAGAGAAGCUAGUGCGUGUUGGCUAGGAUACCCGCUUGAAUUACAGAGCUAUUGAUCUGCGCACACCCUCUAAUCACGCGGUAUUCCGGAUUCUGUGCCAAGUUGAAAAUAAAUUCAGGGAAUAUUUACUGUCAAAGGACUUCGUUGGGAUCCAUACCCCAAAACUGAUUGCAGGGUCUAGUGAAGGGUGUUGCCGACGCAUUUGUGGGCAUCACGUACAGGCGCACUCGGCUCAAGAAGAAGGAUUCUCCAACGACUUCUAGUGGCUAGUUUAGUUCCUUUUGUUAGUCUUUUUCAGAGUUUGUUAAGGAAGGGAUAAACAUUCGUAUUGAUAGGAGGUAGUUUGUUAUGGCCGGCUACUUAAGGAGCUCGGCAGGAACUCUUUUGGUUUAAGCAGUAGAUGAGAUCUUAAC